Messenger RNA from Anarrhichthys ocellatus (wolf-eel), 7001 nucleotides. RefSeq names its product family with sequence similarity 49 member A (gene cyria). Gene Ontology annotation, biological process: regulation of actin filament polymerization. Gene Ontology annotation, molecular function: small GTPase binding. The transcript has 10 exons. The coding region runs from base 3225 to 4199 and encodes 324 amino acids. The record is from RefSeq and is a predicted model, not a curated record. NCBI's taxonomy places the organism in Eukaryota, Metazoa, Chordata, Actinopteri, Perciformes, Anarhichadidae.
AGUAUCUCACGUGAUCAGGGAUCUCUUAAAGUUAUAUUUACUCUCUUUUUUUCUUUUGUGCUGAUCCAAUCUGUGACUCUGAUCUGUGUUAUGAUCCGGUGCACUACUGUUAGCUUCAACUGCUCUUUCCUUUGCAUGGGAAAAUGUCUGUCUAUUCACUGUGUAAGGUCAGAGCAAACAAUCUGUACUCCUGCUAGACACGAUUGGUUUAAUGGCAUGUUGAUGAGGAGAGCAAGAAUCUAAUGGGUUAAUCUAAUCUAAAGCUCAUCUUUUUCAUUUCCUCUUUGGCUUCUGGAGAAACACGAAAUAGAGAAAGCUGCUGGUGGAGCUGGUUUGUUUACCUGGGGGGGGGUGGUUUAACUGUCACAGGACAUAAUCGGAGCUUGAGUGUGCAUAUGCAUUGGGAGUUUUACUAGCUUAGAAUUCUGGUUAAAAGUAUUAGUGAGUCAGGUUUGUGAGCUGCAGUAUUGCCUAUUCUUCACUGGAUCUGGAGACUGAUCAGUUUGGGUCAAAGUGUUGCUCUGAAUCACCGCUUUCUCCAUUAACGGGAGCCUUCGCGUACCAGAAUGCAAUGCUGCUACAUUUUGAGUGACAUCACCACAAUCACAUGCACUCCACAGUGUUCUCAAACUAAUACCUGGGCUUGCUAGCUAUGUUAAUUGUGCACACACACUCCUAUGACGCAAACAUAAAUUAGUCCAACAGUGUGUCUUUACCUUGAGGCAUCUUAAAAGCUUGAAAAUGAGGGUGUGUUUCUCCCUAACACACUUUAUAUAAUGAAUGAAAUGAAAAGACAUAGAACACCUAGAAUUGUGUCUGGACUGUUAUCGUCACGUGGUCCGCAGAAUCCCUCCCUGUGGAGGUCCUUGGAUAGCGGUCCUGAUAGAAGUGGCUCUGCUAGUGGUUAGCUGCUACCUGAGCUCUGCUGGAGAUGAAGGAGAGGGAGUCUGCUGAGGAACUUGUUGUAGCCGCAGGUCACGGUUGUUCUAGAAAAAGAAGGGUGGACUGCUGCGGCACAUGUACCAACAUGACAGCAUUUCAGCACAACUCUAAUCCCUGUUAGUGAAAUGUAACGUAAACCAGCACUGCCCCCUUCUGGUGCAACCUCGUGUUUCAACCACCACCGUAGGAAAGUCAUUAUCAGACACAUUCUAAUAUUAUUCUAAUUUAAUCAUUUCUCCAGAAGCAAAGCUGUGACCGUAGGAACUGUGUUCCCGCUGCCACUCGUAUGCAUACACGAGCAGUGCAAGAAGAGGAAUGGAUACCAUGAUUGAAAAUAGUCGACAGCUUGCCGGAGGCUGUGUGUAAAAAUGCAGUGUGAUUAUCAUGUGCACGCUGCAGCACAGUGUCUCUUUUGUUGUCUCUUCACACCACGACUUGUGAAAAGGUUGGAUGUGUGUGUGAGAAGAUAUGACUCUGCCCUCAUAGCUUCUUCAUACAGUAUGAAUCUGUAACUUCAUGUCCUUUGUAGACUCUAAACCACAGAAGCUGUUAAAGACAAAAAGUCAGAUUUUAGAGUGCAUCUGCUUUUUUUCAAAUUCAGAUACCAAGUUUUAUUUCCCAGCCUGCAUGAACACAACAUCUGAUUAAAUCUUUUCAACCCAACAAGGUCAUACUCUUCCCAAUAAGCGUGCCCAUGGUGGGCUGUGACGUGGCCUCACAUUAAGCUGUAGGAGUGUGAGGCCUGCUGGGAUUACUCCCUCCAUGGCUGAGGAGGUAGACCUUUCCCUGUUAAAUUACCACCUAGCUUCUGCCUUCUGCGUCCAAUAAAACCUUUAUGGAGCAUAGCUGCCAUUUAGGACCACGUCCCUGUGUUCGGCCACGUUUGAGAGGAAUCCAAAGCAGCAGGGAAGUUGGUUCAGAACCUCAGAGUUUUGUACAACGAGGGUGGGAGGACUUUUUGCUUUGUCAGCCUCUUCACUGACCAGGAAACACACACACAGGUGCACAAGGUGAAGGCAGAGACUAAAUUCUUUCUUAUAAAAACACACGGUUAGAAAUACUGUUUCCCUUUUGGUUUAAGUUAUGUGAAAUGACAUUAGUUUAAAAGAUGAGGUCAUUGAUUGAAGACAAUUGUAGAGCUCAAACAAUACAUCAGUAGAUCGACAGAAAAGAGAAUCAACCAAACUGAAUAAUUUAAGUCAUUUUACCUAAAACUCUCAGUUUUCUUCUUCUUUCUCAAAUAUACUGUUUCCUCUUCUGUGAACUGAAGUGUUUCUAAACUGUUUUUGGUCGAACAAAACAAGGAAUUUGAAGAGAAUACAUCAACUUGUGCUCUGGGAACUUUGACACACUCUAUAUUUUCUGCCCAUUAAUUGAGAAAACAAUCAGCAGAUUCAUUGAUGAUGAAAUCAUUGUUAGUUUAGAGAAAAAAAUGUUUUUGUUAAAUGUGAAAAUGAAUGAAAAACCCUACUUUCAGCACUACCGUGACUUGCAUCUGAGAAAAUGUUAUUAUCUUAUGCAAAGUAAAUGCUCACAAUGAUCCAGUGGUCAGACACACAGGGAUCUAGAUUGAAUGCCUUUUCAUUAAAUACUUCUCAUACAUGCAGACAUUUGCAUCUAAAUCACAACACACACUGCAUGUGAAAGCCUCAGCUGUCUUUGACACCUGUUUAAGUUGGCUGAGUGCUUCCUCUGUGUUGCCUUACAAUGCUCCAGGUCGCCCAUCGUUGUCUACUAUGGAGCACGAACUCUAACUACUCAAUUAGAAAAUUCAUCAGAAUUCUAUUGAAUAUGAGUCACACAUGGAUGAAUGUCUCUGUCACAUCAAAUACACAGUUGACUACACAUGUAAUGUAUCUUUUCUCCUGUGAUGAUUUUCACUGCUGUAUUCUACCAUCAGGUUUGCUGGAAUGGGUAACCUGCUAAAAGUCCUAACAAGGGAUAUAGAGAACUAUCCGCACUUUUUCCUGGACUUUGAAAGUAAGUCUGGCCGAGGAGUGGAACAAAGGGAGAAAGAGAUGGAUGGAGAAAGAGAUGUGGGGGGUUUGUUUCUUUUCUGUCAGCAGGUCUCUGCCCCCGAUGACCAUGCCUCGAUGAGUCUGCUUCUGCUCCUCUCUUUUUCUCCUCCCCCCUCCCUCCGUCUCCUCUCACUCGGUCACGACCUCCUGCUCUCUCAGCUCUGAUCUGCCUUCUUUGUUCAAAUAACUUAUUGAUGACUUUUUAACACCACGCGUACUUUCCUUCCUUUCUCUUUCUUGUAUUUCCUCUCUUGCAGAAACCAAAUGGGGAAUCUGUUAAAAGUGCUCACUUGCACAGAGCUCGAGCAGGGGCCAAACUUUUUCCUUGACUUUGAAAAUGCACAGCCAACAGAAGGAGAGCGUGAGGUGUGGAACCAGGUGAACUCCGUCCUCCAGGACUCAGAGAACAUCCUGUGUGGCCUGCAGGCGUACAAAGGAGCCGGCCAGGAGAUCAGAGAUGCGAUUCAAAACCCCAACGACUUCAUGCUGCAGGAGCGAGCCUGGAACUCAGUCUGCCCGCUGGUCAUCAAACUCAAGAAGUUCUACAGUUUCUCUCUCAGACUAGAGGAGGCUCUGCAGAGUUUGCUGGAGUGCCUGACAUGUCCACCCUUCACGCCUACUCAGCACCUGGAGAGGGAGCAGGCUCUGGCCAAACAGUUUGCUGAGAUCCUCCACUUCACGCUGCGCUUCGAUGAGCUCAAGAUGAGAAUUCCUGCCAUCCAGAAUGACUUCAGCUACUACAGAAGAACCAUCAGUCGAAACCGGAUAAACAACAUGAAUUUGGACAUUGAGAGUGAAGUCAACAACGAGAUGGCCAACAGGAUGUCUCUGUUCUACGCAGAGGCCACACCCAUGCUGAAGACACUCAGCAAUGCAACCACAAGCUUUGUGACAGAGAACAAGACGCUUCCCCUGGAGAACACAACGGACUGUCUGAGCACCAUGGCCAGCGUCUGUAAAGUCAUGCUGGAGACGCCGGAAUAUUCUAGUCGUUUCAGCAGCGAGGACACACUCUUGUUUUGCAUGAGGGUCAUGGUGGGAGUCAUCAUUCUUUAUGACCACGUCCACCCCAAUGGUGCCUUCAACAAGUCCUCCAAGAUAGAUAUGAAAGGCUGCAUAAAGGUCCUGAAGGACCAGCCAGCAGACAACGUAGAAGGCCUCCUGAAUGCCCUCAAAUUCACCACCAAACACCUGAAUGACGAGUCCACUCCGAAGAACAUCCGGACGAUGCUCCAGUAGUCUCUGCUCUUUCUUGUUUUAAUAUAUAUAUAAACCGAUAUGAAGAGGAUCAAUGCUCUGACCUCAAAGAAGAUGUAUAUGUUUACAUUAUUUAAAGACUCGAUGUUAAUACUCGUGUGUAUUUGCAUAGUCAUUCCCUCCAAGCUAUUGAAAGCUGCAGAACAUUUAGCUUCUGCUUUGCAAAAACAGUUACAGUUACUGCUCACAGCUGUCUAAGCACAAAUGAUGGAAACCUGUCAGCCUUACGUACCUGAGCUUCACAAGCUGCACUGGGUCUUUAUGGAUCUUCUCAAUCUUUUAUUUGACAAUGGAAUUAGUUUGGUCUGCAGCUUUUAGACAAAUUCAACUUUGGUUUUUGAAGCUGAAGUUGAUCUUUUUUUGAAAGAGUGAACAUUUUAAAUUGCGACAAAGGUUCUCGUUCAUAUCACGACGACAGAGUCUGUGUCAUGUGUUAAAACAAGUGAAGUUGUUUCUGUCUUGACCUACAAAGAGUGAGACUAAAUAUGAAACCAAUCUGUGUUAUGAUGGACAUGUGUGCUGCAGUGAAGGGCUCGUUACUGAGAGCAGAUGAGGGAUCAGUUGGUUUGAUGUACGUAUUGCUAAAAGCAUUCGGGUUGUUUUCUGUUUUUAUAGUCGGCUGUUGUCUUUGUCUCUUUUUGUUUUUCACACUCCAAUCUCAUGCAACUGUUGAAAUAAAUCCACUGUGAACAUAAAGAGUUACUUUGCACUUCCAGUAAGAUCCCGUAUGUCAAGGUUUGCUUUAAUAUGGAGGUUUGAAAAAGGCUGUGAUGAGGAAACAGGAAAUCAAAUCGCCCACCUGAUGUCAUAUUGAACCGCUCCGUAUGUGGCCACGCUCUGAACGACGCCUGUUUUAAGUGACUAUUGUAUGAAACAAAGAAAGGCCUAAAAAAAAACUUUCAUCCUGAAUAAUUGAUAUGUGCUUCUUGUUAAAAAGAAAGCUUCUCUGCUCUGUGUGUAACUCUCUGACUCUAUUCCCAGAAGGAUUAAAGGAAUAGUUCAGCUCGUCUCCACUGCUGACACCAAUGUGACCCGCUUUAUUUUUUACAAUGAACUUUGAUACGUUGAUAGUGUGAUGGUUGUCACUGAUCGUAGCCGAUGUGGGACUCUGUUAUGUGUUACUGACGUCAUGGCUUCAUCUCCUCAGUGAGUGUCUGAUCAGCAGCUCCUCACACACUCACCAGGUCGGACAAUCUCCUCAUCGGUGACCGUCGUGGUUCAUUUUGACUGUCGUCUUUUAAAAGGAUGCAGCUAAUAAACACAGAUCAGUCGUGAAGACGCAUUUUAUUUUGGGUAAAACUGACACAAAUGUUCUUAGAGAGUAACCGAGCAGAUUUCAAUGUGACCGUCGUACUAUAAUGAUAAUUACGACUUCACCAAACCAUCAACAGCCCUGUGGUGUUAGGACAUGGAGCACCAUGUGGCCUUAAACAGUCGCACAAGCUGACAAAUAUCAGGAAGAACCCGGUAAAGAUAGUACUUUUUAUGACACAAUUCCUUUGAUUUCAUCCAUAAGCCAUGGAGACACUGCUCCAUACACACCCUGCCCUUAGAAUUAACAUUCAGCUCAUAACAUUGAUUUAACAUGUUGGGUAUCUACCAUUCAUUUAGGUCUGUUUGGGCCGCCUGUGUCUAGUAAUUUAUAUGCAUGUGUGAGUGCGCGCAUACUUUGAAUGCCAUGUUUUUAUACGCGAUGAGGUAGAAGUACACGGAGCAGACUUGGACCGAUGUGUACGUAUGAUGCUGAUGUUUGCAGUUCAAAAGAAGCUUCUCUCUCUGCCCGGCUGUUGCUACUGUGUGUUGAAUGCAUGAUGUUCUGAACACAGACAAAAUCAGCUGUUUGUCUUAAACUCACAGUUAUUGUUUUAAUAUUUUUGUUGAUAAAGUGCUUUGGCUUUGUUCUGCGUUAUGAAUGGGAUGUGUGGAUUGGAUAAUAAAGGUGGUACAUUUCUUAUACGGAAUAUGUUUCCUUUGCUUUUCUUACUUGCAGGAAGUAUUCUGAUCUUUUACUACAGUAAAAGUACUUCACUACAAGUAAGAGUCCUGCUUUGAAAAUAUCGCUGAAGUGAAAGUAUUAUCAGGUAAAUGAACCAUGAGUAUUAAAAGUCAUACUUAAUGCACAUAGCUCCAAAUAUUCAUUGAACUUAUUUAUUAUUCAUACAAUGAAAGGAAAAAGCAAUAAAUCCACAGUUUUGCACAAAUAAGGAAAAAACGUUUUUUUAGUUGAAUUAUCAUUCAGGCUGUAAUUAAGUUAUAACAAAAAUACUUUAUUCGCUCUUUGUAUGUAAAAAAAAAAAAUAAUAAUUCAUUUGUAAAAUAACUGAAGUUAUCAAAUAAAGUAGUGAAGUAAAAAGUACACUGUAGAAGUAGAAAGCAUGAAAAGAAAUGCACAAGUAAAGUACAAGUAAAAAUGUGUACUUGAAACAGUACUUUAGUAACUUUACUUUGUUACAUUCCACACAGGACAGCCUAUACUAGCUUGAAAUGAAAGAACUGUUCAUUUAUUGUAAUCAUCAUCAGGACUGUGAGAGGACCAGCUCAUCCAAACAGCCACAGUGGACAUUUAAACAAUUACAUCUGCUCAAAGCUAUCAAAAACAAGCACCGUUAAGGUCUUCACAUACUAGGGGGUAUUUUAUGCGAUUCAUUUGCAAGUUGAUAAAUUUUUGCAAACUGUUUUUGACAUACUAGAGUGGUUUUGUUCAUACCAGACGCUGCAAAAAAGUGGCGUGAUUUUUUUUUUUUUAGUAAUAAGUUACAUUUUUUCUGAGCUUUCACAUUGCAA